Orbilia oligospora ATCC 24927 is the source of this 834-nucleotide messenger RNA. RefSeq lists its product as uncharacterized. NCBI's taxonomy places the organism in Eukaryota, Fungi, Ascomycota, Orbiliomycetes, Orbiliales, Orbiliaceae. The transcript is spliced from 2 exons. The record is from RefSeq and is a predicted model, not a curated record. The coding region runs from base 1 to 834 and encodes 277 amino acids.
AUGGAUGAUUCAGAGGACCGGAGGCGCUCCCUGGAGACCGUCUCUGAUUCAGAAAGUGCUAGAGGGACAAUAGUUCUCUAUCACUCCACGUCUUCGUCUGUAUCCGAACAGGAAUCAGAGGCUGCGGAAAAAGUUGAACUUAUCGCGCCAGAUCCCAGGAUUGAGUCCAAGUACAAGAAAUCACGAGCAAAGAAGGACAAAUUGAAACGCGUCUUAAAAUCCAUCUACGAUAUCAACCCCGACCCUCGCGUCCCAUCUCGAAGACAGCUUUCGAACCAAUUUUGGGAAACCCGAUUUGAAAAAAACAAAGUCUUUCAAAAUAAUCCAGACUAUAUUUUCGAGAGCGAUGGAGAGUCUGAUGAUGAGGAAGCAAUGCGCCGUCCUCGUGGUCCGCGUCGUGGGAGAGGGUCCAGAUACUACAAAAAGAUUCAUGGAAUGAGACCCACUUUACGAACCUACGUUGUUGACGAGGAUGGAGAGAAAUACUGGUAUCUCGAUAAGCAGGGAAGAAUUAUCAGGUGCAUGUUUAACUGCUGUGAGGGUUUCGUUGGGGAAAUCCGAAUCUAUACCUUUUUCCUCCUUUCUAUGUUUUAUCUCGGCUGUUGGAUCCUAUUCUACACCGCUCAUGCCGCUUCUUGGGGUAAUCGCGUCAAACCAUUCCUGGUUGGCUCUUGGACUGAGGUCCACACAUACCCAUAUGGAGGGCCCACAGUUACUCGUACCAUUACAGGGCACAUCGUAACUUACGGAACUCCACGUCGAUACACCGCUACGACUACUACGGCUCCUGAUUAUGAGCCUAUUAAAACACCGGAUAUCGGGGUUUGGUAUUAG